CAUCGGCGUGCAGUGUUGCGGUGUGGUCGACAGGUUAUCCUAGCGCAUAUCCAGCCUCACUGGUCUGUCGGAGGAUUUGACCUCAUCGUUGCUACUUGGAAAGCUCUCGCUUGCUGCAGGUCUAACAUUCGGACACAAUAUGAAGCGGCUGCUUCUGUUCGUGUUUCUCUAUUUGUGUGUGUUGUGCGCAUCCGCUAGACGGCGGGUAAGGAUCAACAACCCGGUGACGGUGAAGAGAGGACGCUUGACGUUUUUGAAACAGCGGAGUGAUUUGCAGAUUGAAUACGAAGAGGGUGAUGUUUGCGAGCUGAUAGUGCUGAGGAACAACCCUACGGACCAACUGAUUGGUGCGCUCACUACUGACCGGUUUGAUUGCAAUUACCCGGAUGACACAAUUGAGUAUGUUCAUUUUGGAGCAAUUUCUCCGCAGACGGAUCGAGUGGCUCUUCAGGCUGUAAUCCACAGUUCGACAGAGACGGUUAUCAUUCCGGUAACUUUGCAGAUCACUGUGGCGUUUGUUCAGCUAGAAAUAGUGAACAAUAAUCGGCCACUCGAGGUGCCUCGGCCUGGCGGAACGUCUGGUCCCAUUGAUUCCUCAAAGCUCACGUUCUCGUAUAAUUCAGAAACGACAGAUUGUCGUCUGACUUUGCUUGUUCAACCGGGUGGAUUGCCACGAUAUGGAGAACUUGUCAAUGCAGAAACUAAUGGCUUUAUGCAGGACUGCCAACUUUUUCUAAAUGCUGGUGUGAGAUAUCGACAUACUCGUCCACCAUCUCCUGACAGAGACAACAUCCCUGUCCUUGUAGAGCUGAAAGACAAGAGUACCAAUAGUGUGAUCAAGAGUGAGUAUUUCCAGGUGCUUGUUAGAAUCAGAAAUGCACAAGUCAAUCAAAGUCCAACCCGUGCCCUUGCAGCUUUGUAUGUCCUUGAAGUAAAUCAGUUUAUCCUGACUGCAAUUACACCGGAUAUCAUUGGUAUAGAGGAUGCAGAAACACCCGCUGGAGAGUUGAUUUUUAACAUUACACGACCAUUAGAAGAUGGACAAGGAGCCAUUGUCAGCACGGAUGACAGGAACUUACCAUUGCAGGCUUUUAGACAACAGGAUGUGACAGACUUGAAGAUUGCGUACUCCCCACCUACAGAUGGUUCAGAUGUCAAGCGGUUUUUUGAAGUUUAUUUCGAGGCUGUAGACAGUGAAGGAGAGACAAGUGAUGAGUUCAACCUGGUCAUAAUUGUCAAUCCUAAGAACACGCUAGCACCAUUGACUACUAAGAAUAAGGGACUCACUCUGUUUGAGGGUCAAAGUCGUCCUUUUGACAGGCAUGUGUUGGUUAUCUCGGAUGAGGAUAAUGUUGACGAUGUAGUAGUAACAGCAAUUAAUGGCCCACAUCACGGAACUCUUUACAAGGAGGAUGAAGAUGGGAAUAUCGAGGAAACACGCACAUUUACAGUUCACGACUUGCGGCGAGGUGUCUUCAAGUAUAAACAUGAUGGCAGUGACACGUAUUCUGAUAACAUAGUGUUCAGUAUGAAUGAUGGUCGCCAUGAGGUCAUAUUCCUUAUUCCCGUUACCAUUAGUCCUCUCGAUGAUGAACACCCUAGGUUGACUGCGAACGUCCUUCUUCGUCUUCAGGAAGGACAAACUGUGCCAAUCACUGUUCUUCAUCUCAGUGCAACUGAUGUUGACUCACAGGUCUCAUCCAUUAGGUUUGUAUUGGAAGCAACAGGUCUUCCCCAAGCUGGUCAGCUCAUUUACAGACAACGUGAAACUCCAGAUCCUCUAACUGGCUUUACAUUUGUGGAUGGCUAUUACGAGAAGCCAGUUGUUAGUUUUACACAGCAAGAUCUUGCUGAUGGCCGAAUCUUUUAUCGGCAUGAUGAUAGUGAGGUUUUUGAAGACGAGUUUCGAUUCAGAGUGCAAGAUGAUUUUACUCCUCCAAACAGGUCACCUGUGUUGAGUUUCAAAAUCAAAAUACAGAAGCUGGAUGAUCUAACGCCAUCACUUGUUCCUGGUAAGCCUCUCAAGAUGGAUGUGGAAGAAGGACGGCCCAAGAUAUUAUUGAGCGACUUUUUACUCUACACAGACAUAGACACUGAGGAUGAUAAACUCAUUUAUAACAUCACCGAUGGGCCAAAACUGGUAGGUGACACAGGGUCUGCUGGUUUUCUAGUUCUGACUGAUAAUAACAACAGAGUUGUGACAACAUUCACUCAAAAGCGACUAAAGCAUGGAAAAAUAACUUACAGGCCUCCCACUGGUGAACAGGGAACUAGACAGAAAACUGUUGAGUUCACGUUCUCUGUUGCUGAUCCCGAUGGCAACACACUGAGUGGACAGAAAUUUAUAAUUACAUUGAUUCCUAUGGAUGAGGUAGUUCCAACUGUUCGAAGUGACAUUCAACCAACAGUUGGAGAAGGAAAGAUGAUUGUUCUUGGUCGAGAGCAUUUAGAUGCAUAUGAUCAAGAUUCCAAUAGAUCACAGAUUGUUUUCAUUGUACAGUCAAUUCCAGAGAAUGGAGUGAUAUACAGAGAUGGAGUGCCACUUCGUGUGGGAGAUCGUUUUACACUGAUUGAAGUAGACAACAGUCGUAUCACGUACCAACACACAGGAUCUGAAACAACUUCAGAUCAGUUUCAGCUUGUUGUGUCAGAUGGCAAAAAUAACCAGACAGCGACCAUUCGUCCUAAGAUUAUGGCUCGUGACGACACACCACCAGUUUUAGUGCAUGUACGACCAAUCUCAGUAAAUGAAAAUGGUAUCAGUGCCAUUACACAAGAAAUUAUCAAGGCAACUGAUAUUGAUACAAAUAACUUGAGGCUAAGGUUUGUUGUUGUGCAGAGGCCAACGAAGGGUGAGAUUCGAGUCAAUGGAACUGUUGCUGACAGUUUUACUCAACUUGAUGUUCUCAAUGGUUUGGUGAUAUAUGUACACACUGGAGGUGAAAUUGGUGUUUCACAGGAUACAGACACAUUUACACUGAACAUCACCGAUGAUUCAACAGAUGUUCCAGGUGGAAACAUUCUAGGGGGAAUUGUGCUGACAAUCACUGUGCUACCUGUUGAUAACCAACCACCUGUAGUGACUGUCACUCCAGGAUUCAAGGUCUUUGAAGGUGGACGCUCUCAGAUCACGUUUGACAACUUAACAGUGUCAGACUUGGACACAAACAUUGGCGAUAUCAUUUGUAGGGUGACGUCUGUUCCUAAUGAGGGUUACAUUGAAAACCAAGCUCCAGUGGAGGGAGGAGAAAAAAGUCAACGUGGCAAAUCAAUUAAUACUUUCACAAUUCGUAAUGUUCUUGAUGGAUACAUUUACUAUGUCCAAGCUACUGACUCUGGUGAAUCACAGGAGCCAUCUCUUGACAGAUUUACAAUGGUCUGUGGGGAUACAGAAAAUAACAAAGCUGAGCCUAUUAAUUUUGACAUCGUUGUUGAACCAGAGAAUGAUGAACCUCCCAAGAUGUUUGUGGAGGCAUUUGUUGUUGAUGAAGGGGGAGUGUUGGGAAUUACCCCCACACGCUUACGAGCAACUGAUGGAGAUGUUCCGAAGCAGACUCUGACAUUUGUGAUAACUAAGCAGCCUGACCAUGGAGAGAUUGUUGAGCAACGUUUGGCUGGCAAUGUGCAGAUCACGUCAUUCACAAUGGAUGACAUAACUAGGGGUGCAAUAUUCUACUUGCACGAUGACACAGAGUCGAAAACUGAUACAUUCAAUGUGAUCCUUACUGAUGGCAAAUAUGAAGAGCCCAAGACAAUUACCAUCAACAUUCUUCCAGUUGAUGAUGAAACACCAAGAUUGAAAUACAACAGAGGACUAAACUUGAUUAAGCUUGGUGUUCAUGAAAUCAUUAGGAAACGUUUGUUGACUGCAACUGAUAUUGACAGUGAAGAUGAAACACUUACUUAUACUCUGCGCGUGGUACCUCGGAUGGGUUAUCUACAGUUACUGGUAGGCAAUGUAUGGCGCAAUUUGACAGUCAACAACAACUUCACUCAAGCUAAUAUCACUGGCAACAGAGUCCGGUUUCUUAGCAAUGGCAAAGAUGGGGGCAGGGAUCGUUUUAAGUUUGAUUUGACAGAUGGAUCUAACACGUUCGUUGAUAGGGAGUUUAUCAUUAAUAUUCCACAAGUUGAUGGCACACCGCCUGUACUGAGAAUUCGGCCAGCUGUAGUGAGAGAAAACAACAUCGUUGUCAUCAGUACAGAUUUUCUUCAUUCUUUCGAUAAGAACUCACAAGAUCAAAAGAUAAAGUACACUGUUGUUCAGGCUGCACAGUAUGGAAGGCUUGAGAAUUCGGACAAUCCUGGUAUUCCAGUGGCUAUGUUCACUCAGCUUGAUUUGGCAGGAAAUAAGAUACGAUAUGUUCAUACAUCGACUGGUGAAGAGACCAUGGACACAGUUGAAAUUCGUGCUACUGAUGGAGUCAAUGAUGUCUUAGGAACUCUUGUCAUCAUGAUUACAGCAACAGAUGAUGCACUUCCUAUUGUCUUUAAUAAUCAACUGAGUCUAGAUGAAGGUGCAUCUAAGUGGAUCACUCCAUUUGAGCUAAGGGCAGAAGAUGCAGACACAGCGUCAAACAAGAUCGUAUUUACUAUCACACAAGAACCAAUGCAUGGUAAAGUGCGUCGCAAAGGCAAAGUUGGUCGUCAGUUCACGCAAGAGGAUCUUGAUCUAAAUUUGGUCACAUAUGAACAUGAUGGAUCAGACACAAUUGAAGAUGAAUUCAAGUUCACUGUGUCUGACUCAACAAAUAGGGAGUUUUAUCCCUCCAUUACCAGUAAGCGGCCAACACACAAGUCACAAGUUUUCAUUAUAAAUGUAAAUCCAAUCGAUGACAUGCCACCCAAAAUUAUGAGGUUGCUCCCCAUCAUCAAUCUGUUUCCUAGUAUUACACCUGGACCUGGUGUCAAGAAUACCCCUAAUCCUAUUUCGGGUGAUGUGGGUUACUGCUUUUCUACGAGUGGAUUAGAGGCCGAUGAUCCUGACUCGGAUGUUGCACAGUUGAGAUACGUGAUUGUGGAACAACCAGAAUUUGGACACAUCACAACCGAGGCUACUGGCAAUGCAAGUGUUACUUCAUUCACACAAGAAGAAGUGAAUGCUGGCAAAGCUUGCUAUAUAUUAACUAAUCGCAAUGCAUCAAGUGACAUAUUUGUAUUCAAUAUUAUUGACAGUGCUGGCAACACUCUCUUCAACCAACGAAUUCGUUUGGACUGGUCAUAUGUAGAAUUUGCUUCUGCAUUUUAUGAAGUAAAGGAAGAUGCAGGCUUUUUGUACAUCACUUUGAAGCGGCAUGGAGACCUCAAUCAGGAAUCAUUUGUUACAAUCAAGGCUAUUGGAGAGACUGCAGAAAAGGGUGUUGACUUCAAACCUGGACGCUCACCGCAAGUUUAUUUUGCUGUUGGUGUGAAGGAAAAUACAUGGAAAUUGGAGAUCAUCAAUGACAAGCAGUAUGAGAGAGUCGAGAGCUUCAGAGUUGAGUUGAGUGAACCAGUAAACACGGUGUUGGAUGAACCUACAAGGACUAUUGUGACAAUUGUUGAUCAGGAUGAUGAACCCACCCUGUCAUUUGGUGAAGCCAAAUACAGAGUACAGGAGGAUGUUGGAGAACUACUCAUACCAAUACAUCGAACUGGUGACAGUAUUUUAGAGACAUCAGUCAUCUGUUCAACAUUUCCCAACACAGCCACUGGAACGACACCCUUUACUGUUGAAUCUAAGUCAGACUAUGUAACGCGCCCAGAUUCUGCACACUCAAGUGUCAUUGAGUUUUUGGAAGGAGAUACUGAGAAGAUGUGUCGCAUCAUAAUCAUUGAUGACUCACUUAAUGAGGAAGAUGAAACCUUCAAUGUCAAUCUGCUAACGAUCUCAGGAAGCAAGAUUGGAGAGAUAAGUGAAACGGAAGUAACCAUUCUAACAGAUCACAGUGAUGUCCCAGUUUUCCGAUUUGCACAGGAGGAAUAUUAUGUAGAUGAGAGUGAUGAUUAUGUGACGGUUGAAGUUCUUCGAGAGGGCACUGACUUUUCAGAGCCAGGCAGUGUCCAAAUUGCUACAGCUCGUUCUAAACCAGCAUCGGCCGAACCUGGUCUGGAUUAUAUUCCAGUCUCCCAGAUGUUGGAAUUUGCUCCUGGCGUUAUUCGAACAAAGGUAGACAUCAGAAUAGUUGAUGAUUCAAACAAUCCAGCCAUUGAAGGCGUAGAGACAUUCCAGGCUCGUCUGCUCAUGGCUAUGAAUGCUAUUGUUGGAUCUCCCAAUCGUGCUAUAGUCUAUAUCAAUGACACAGUGUCUGACAGGCCUCAGUUCAAAUUCAGUGAAAAGACUGUGACUGUGAAUGAAAAUGAUGGUGUAAUUGAAGUAGUUGUUAUUCGGACUGGAGAUACAAGUAAGGAAGCAACAGUGCGUUGUUAUACUCGGCAAGCAUCAGCAGAAGUGAUGAUGGACUUUGCGGAGAGGCCAAACUCGGAUGCGUCAAUCAUCACUUUUGCACCAGGAGAGCGAAGGAAGGUAUGUAGAGUAGAGCUCAUGGAUGAUACCUUGGAAGAGACAGAUGAAUCUUUCCGACUGCAUUUAAGUGAACCAAACAGUCCUGAUGGGGCAGGUAUUAUCAGGCCACACGUCGUUGAGAUUAUAGUCAAAGACAAUGGCGACAAGCCCAUUAUUCUGUUCAAAGAGACAAGGCUUUUGGUUGAAGAACCAGCAUCUACAGAUGAUUCCGUCUAUGCAAACCUCACAAUCGUUCGACUGGGAGACAUCUCACAGUUGUCUAUUGUCCAAGUCUACACAGAGGAUACACAAGCUCAAUCUGGAACAGAUUAUUUGCCCUUCUCAAAACAAAUCAGAUUUGUCUCGAACAUGUCUCAAGCUAUAGUUUCCAUUGCAGUGCUAGGGGAUGGAGUGGCUGAAGGUCGAGAGUCAUUCAAGGUUCGCAUAGGUGACGACCUUCAAAACAGAGCUGAAAUCAGGAAAGACGCUGCUGUUGCUCAUAUCUUCAUUGAUGAUCCGAAGACUGGGAAUGGCAAGACCUUAGAAGAUACCCCUGUAUUUCCUCUUCCACCUGUUGUCGUAUCAUUGGAAGAUUAUGAUAAUGCAGGCGAGGGUAGAGAUCCAGAUGAGGGAUACCCUGUUGUGUGCAUCAGUUCUUGUAAUCCAAAGCACCCUCGGUAUGCAGAGGCUGGCCCCAUUUGUGAUGUCGAUGAUACAAGGACAAAAUAUGAAUGGAAGGUUGCUGACAAGGGUUCUGAUCUUGUUCGACUUACAUCUGGCACCUUCUUUGCCGAUGUGAAUGCAAUGGUGUUGGAUAGUGUGUACUUAAAGUCAGGCGGUCGUGUUCAAUGUACAGCAAUUCCAGUGAAACUGGGAGGCCCUGAUUCAGAUACCGAGAUAGUCGGAAUCCCGAGUGAGGGUGAUGUGGUGUCUAUUAGUGAUGGCAAUGGACCUUGCCCACGAUAUGAUUCUAGUGUGAUUGGCGCUGAGCCUUUCUCAACAGACGUCUCAUACGUUGGUCCUGAAGAUCCCAACUUCCCAAAUAUGGUCAAGAUCAUUGUUCGUGUACCACAUUAUAAUGGACUUGUGCCUGUUGUAUCAACACAAGAGCCAACUAACUAUGACCUUCUCUUUACACAAAGUGGGUUCAGGACCGGGUCCCACCCUUGCUCCAACUUGCUAAUGCCCAAUGAAUACACAACAAAAAUGAACUUCCUGACAGAAGACACCGGUAAUGAGAAUGCUCAAGGAAAAGUUUUGGCUUACCAGUAUGACACAAAAAUGAGAUCAAAACCGACUUUACAGUUUUAUCGCAGUCUAGACUUGAACAAAUGCAUGUGGACAUUUGAGAGCUACUACAACAUGAGUGAGAUAGUGACCAAGUGCGGUGGCACAGUUGCCCCAGAUGACACAAUUCGAGACAACACUCAAUCUCACCUGGAUGUCCAGCUACCUUUGCAUAUAGGGUUUGCGUAUUAUUCACCAGACAGUCCUGAUCGUUGGGUGACAUUCAGGCAAGACUCUUCAGUAAAGAUGUCAUUUGUUUAUGACACACAAGUUUUGUGGGAAGGUGGAAUGACAACAACUGAUCAAGUGGUUGAUUAUCAAAACCAACAGGGACAGCAAGUGUCUCUGGAUGUUAGCCAGAGUUCUAUCCAUCCUCAGAGAAUCUACAUUGAUGAAAAUGGUCGGCUGAGAGUAACUUUCUACUCCAAAGCUGGAUUUAGAGGACAGUUUAUUUUGUUACAUGAUGGUGAGAGUUCAAUGGUGAUGUCUAAGAACUACCCAUCAAGGCAGUUUGCUUUGGAGCUGUUGUCCAGUCCCACGACUGUUGUGAAUGCUCAGCAAGUGUGGAGAUUGUCAUCGACAUUGACCUUGCCAGACUACACAGACUCAUACUUGAUUAAACUGAUUCCUUGUGUUGUGGCUCAAGGAGUUGGCUACUCCAAUCCGCUCAAUUGUAAUCCUGCAAGCAAGAUGACAUUUGAGCUGCCCUUACGAUUUCAGCAGACCAGCAAUCCAGUUGACACACAGUACAGACUGGACACGCAGUUGUACAUUGUGAAUAAAGAGGCCACAUGGCUAAUGGAGUCAACAGCGGACUUUGGCGCUGACAUAGAUCAAGUCUUUACUCCAAAUGCCAAGGUGUAUGGUCGAAUCCAGGUAGAUCCAUCUCAACGUAUCGGCUCAAACUUCAAUCUAAAUCUGGAGAAAGUGUAUGUAUGUGCUGGACAAGAAGGCUACGUUCCACGAUACGACCCGGCCAAUGGACAUUAUGGCUGUAUCAGGGACAGACAAGAACUGCUGUACUCAAAGAAGAUCAUUGAUGUUAGAGAACCAGAUACAACUAAUGCAGACUUAGAUGGUGUUUCAUUCAAUGGGCGUAGUGCUUCACAAGUCCCAGGUGCAGCUGCCAUAACGUCGGAUGCCAAUGUUGACGGAUUUCAGUUUGACGUUGCUCCGCUCUAUCAGACUUCAGCAAAUGCAGACAACUUUGUGCAUGCUCUCUACAGAUUUUCAUCAAACAAGCGGCGUCGUUCUACCCUUCUCCAUGUUGUCGAACCUGCGCGUUCAAAGCGCGAUGUCAAUGGCCAGCUUGAAGACCAGGAGGGCACAGGCAUGCAGAUGAUACGUUUGGUACCUCAAAAUCCUGAUGAGAAAUUAACACCCAAUGAUGGAGAGACACAGACCCCUGUCAACAAUCCAAUUCCAAAUCAAAAUCUAAAUCGUGAAGGUGUUCUACCAGGAGAGGGUGGUUUAGAUCCUGGAGUCGAUAAUGCUGCUGUGAACACACCCAGCAGUGGUGUUUCCAUUACUCCCAUUAUUGCUGCUGUGGCAGGAGUUCUUGUUGUCAUAGUGUUGAUAAUCAUUAUUGUUGUGGUUGUACGACGACGUGGUGGCAGAAGCGAGGCAAAGUCUGCUGAGUGUCCUGCUCCCCCUCCUACUCAUUCGGCAACGAAUGCCAUUCCAACGAAGUCGGGGGUCCCUCCAGAUGACGACAACACUGAAGUAUAGUGGAUCAAAUGAAUGGACAAUAAAUAGGGAUUAGAAACUUGGAGACUUGAGACUUACUAAUAAGUGAUCAGAUGAGUUGUUUGUGUUCUAUUUAGUCUCUAGUGCUACAUGUAUGUUGAGCUGUAAUCUUUCAUUUCCCGUUUAAUAAUCAACACCUUGAUAAUGGGGUAUUAUUAGAAGGGGUAUGUAUAACCUCUGUUCUUGGGUUGUCAUAUGGAGAUGUACAGUGUGCAUCUGAUUACUUGUAAUAGACCAAUAGAAACGCAAUAAAGAGCUUACCUACUACA
Messenger RNA from Corticium candelabrum, 9786 nucleotides. Its product is annotated as extracellular matrix protein 3-like. Bases 140 to 9499 code for a protein of 3119 amino acids. Lineage: Eukaryota; Metazoa; Porifera; Homoscleromorpha; Homosclerophorida; Plakinidae. Gene Ontology annotation, biological process: cell communication; anatomical structure morphogenesis; homophilic cell-cell adhesion. Gene Ontology annotation, cellular component: membrane. Gene Ontology annotation, molecular function: calcium ion binding. The record is from RefSeq and is a predicted model, not a curated record. The transcript has 11 exons.